Periconia digitata is the source of this 1423-nucleotide messenger RNA. Lineage: Eukaryota; Fungi; Ascomycota; Dothideomycetes; Pleosporales; Periconiaceae. The record is from the annotation of a GenBank genome assembly.
UUCCCAUCACCCUCAGUUUCACAGAUCCGUCAUACAUUGGCAGUCCAGCUCGCCCCGCAGUUUGUGCCCUUGACUCGCUCGCAAAAUCGACCCGCUUCCAUCAAACGUCCGUGCCAGCAGCCCUACCAGUCAUACUAACCCACUAUAGAUCAUGUCUGUAACUCUCCCAUUCUCUCUACACAAUUCGACUUCUUCGUUGUCGCGGAGCUCGACCUUUGAGAGUGUGAAGUCCGCCGUUGAGCAGGUUCAUCAGCUGUGCGGCCGUCUUUCCCGAAGCAACACUACUUGUACCGCGCACCAGGGCGAGGAAGAUACACGUGCUCAUCAAACAUCCACCACCACCAUGCCACCGAAAUCAACGCCCACCAACAGUAGCCAGGCUCGCGCUGGACAGCAAUCUUCCCUCAGCAGCACUCAGAUCCCCGGCAACCGGCAAUCCUCCCCAAACAAAAAGACCCCCAUCAGCCAGCCCACCACAAAAGACGGACAGCCUUCCGGUGCAAGCACAAUGCAACAACCCCAAAUCGACGCAAGCACGGCUACACCAACUCCUACGCCCAGCGAUGACACAGUCGCCGAAUCUGAGUCCACGGACCCCAAGGAAAAAGAGGAAAAGGAAUCAAAACCCUGCAUACUAUGCCGACAGCUCCCAGACUGCCCCCACUGCCACAAGCGCAUCAUCGAAGAGAAGCCCAAACCCACCGACGGCAAUAGCACAAUCGACGGCCCAGUCGCAGACAUUUACAACCAACUUGGCCCAGAACCCACCGACAUCGGAGAACCCCACAGGGAAUUCCGCGAGAACAACCCACCCGACGCCUUCAUCAAGCAGAAAUUCACAAUCUUCACCGCCGGCAGCAUCGAAAUGGGUCGCGCUAUCCUCUGGCAAAAACGCAUAGUCAAACUACUUCAACAUCUCCCCGUGGGCGUGUAUAACCCUCGUCGCGGCGCUUGGAAGACAGCCGGCUCGAAAGAAGAAGUUGACAAGAAGGUCAGGGUGCAGGUUGAAUGGGAAAUGUCCGCCAUGGAGGAAGCCAGCGUCAUCUGUUUCUUCUUCGACCACAAUACCACUAGCCCCGUCACAAUGUGCGAGCUCGGCUUGUGGGCCCAGAGUAAGAAGAUUGUGGUCUGCUGCCAUCCCAACUAUUGGAGGUCGACUAAUGUGAGGCUUGUUUGUGAGCGUCAUCAUGUGCCAUUUGUGGAGUCGUUUGAUGAGCUGCAUCCAUUGGUCUUGGCCAUGUUGAAGCAGAAGGGGAUGAUGGUUGAUAAGAAGGGAGAUUUGACGGAGAACCCUGCAGAGGAGGAUCCUACGAAGUUGAGGCCGGUGCAGAUGCUAUUGACUGGGGAUCAUAUCACGGAGGAGCAUCUCAAAACGCCUGAGGAACUUGCGAAGAGUCAGCCGGCCAAGUCUGCGGGCUCAUAG